Messenger RNA from Trichoderma breve, 663 nucleotides. RefSeq lists its product as uncharacterized. The transcript has a single exon. NCBI's taxonomy places the organism in Eukaryota, Fungi, Ascomycota, Sordariomycetes, Hypocreales, Hypocreaceae. The coding region runs from base 1 to 663 and encodes 220 amino acids. The record is from RefSeq and is a predicted model, not a curated record.
AUGAUUCCUAUGCCAGUGCCGCAGUUUGUACCGUUACAGCAGCAGCAGCAUGUCCCGUUUUCUACGAUGAUGAUCAUGUCUCCUCCUCCUGUCGCCGUCAUGCCCAUUUCGUUUCCGCCUUCGCUGCCGUUGACAAUGUCCAUCUUGCCACCUGGAGCUCCUUUGGCAACCUCAAUUCCGCCGAGCAAAGGCUUCAAAGUUGUUUACUUUGGGUACGCGGCCACUGAAAGCCGUCAGCCUUGGUGCGCAAUCCACGCCUCCUGGGUGAACAUCGUGCCCAGUCGCGACGGGCUAUUGGCGGCCGUUGCGUCGUGGACUGGACUUCAUGGCCUGGCGAUCCGGCAUGCUGGGGGCAGGAUCGACGCCGGGAAGGUGAAGCUGUACGUGAUGCCGAGGGACAGUUCGGGCAGAGACGGGGGCUUGUACGGGUUGCAGAUCGUGCCGGGGGAAGGGCUGGUGCUGCCGGCGGAUGUUGUGAAAGUGGUGACGCUGGAUGUUGAUGAGAGGAUCUGGGAGGAGGCUGUGAGGGAUGUUAGGAGGGAGGGCUAUGAGGCGCUUGUUGCGGUGGAUAUGAGCGUGAGUGCUCCUGAUGGUGGUGGUGGUGAUGCAACUCCAGCUCCUGAUACUGCUGUUACUGCUGCUGCUGCAACAACGACAGGCUGA